Chelonus insularis is the source of this 700-nucleotide messenger RNA. RefSeq lists its product as uncharacterized. Bases 47 to 613 code for a protein of 188 amino acids. The record is from RefSeq and is a predicted model, not a curated record. The transcript is spliced from 6 exons. Lineage: Eukaryota; Metazoa; Arthropoda; Insecta; Hymenoptera; Braconidae.
UCGAAUUUUACGAGUCUUUCUAGAUAUUUUAUAUCAGUUUAUUGAAAUGUUUUCUCGAAUAUUCUGCUUUUUUCUCAUUAGUUGUAUAUACAACCAGAUAAACUGUGCUCCUGGUAGAAAUAGGAAUGAAGAUAGUGAUUUUAUGUUUUCAUCAGAUAAAGAUGGAAACUACAUAAACGAUGAAUUUCAUGAGAUGAAAGAUGCUGUUGAUACGACUGCUGAAGAUGCGAAGAGAUCAUUCAAUGAUAACUACGAAAAAGGCAUAGACACAGCAGAAAAGAUUGCUGACAAUGUACAACAUACCCUUGAAGGUGAACGUCAGGAGCAAGAAGAUUUCCUACAAAAUGUGGUAGAUAAAUUAAAAUAUGAUGCUUCAAACUAUGCCGAAGGGAUACAAAAUGUCGCUAACAAGGUUUACGACUCUGGUGUGAACGCUUUUAAAAACACUCGAGAAUCAGUUCGUAAUUCAGUAGAUAAAAGUCUCCAAUCGACUGGCAAAUUUUUCAAUGCUGGUGUGGAAAGUAGUAAAGACAAUUUGGCAACAUUGUUCACAAUUGCCAAAGCACCUUUUAAACAAAGUACUGAUUUUUUGUAUGGUCUCCUGAAAAAUUGAUUUCUUUAUAAAAUAGUUUAAUCCUUUUUCUAUACAAAAUAUAUUUAUGUUCAUUUUCUCAAUGAAAAUUAAAUAAAAAUAUAUGCA